AUGGACGAGGCUAUGUCAGGCUUUGUUAUUAAAGCUGGUGGAGGUGGCUGCGGCAAUGGCGGUGGUGGAACCAAGUGUGGGCGUUGGAAUCCGACUACUGAACAGGUUAAAGUUCUGACUGAUCUGUUCAGGUCUGGACUCCGAACGCCGAGCACUGACCAGAUUCAGAAGAUCUCAUCCCAGCUGAGCUUUUACGGCAAGAUCGAGAGCAAAAACGUCUUUUACUGGUUCCAGAACCACAAAGCCAGGGAAAGGCAGAAGCGCCGCAGAGUCUCCGUUGAUGAAAGCGACGCCGUUCGUCCAGAUGACAAGAUCUCAUUUAUAAAGCAUUUUGCAGAGCCAAAUCAGGCUUCGGAGCCUGAGAGAGUGAUCGAGACCCUGCAACUCUUCCCUUUGAACUCCUUUCACGAAUCGGAAACGGAGAAGAUGAGAUUGCUUACAAGCGAAUGCAAGGAAACGGCGUCGUUCACAUACACGAUCGAGACGGAAAUGGAUCAUCCGCCAUUGGAUCUGCGUUUAAGCUUCUUGUAA
Molecule: messenger RNA, 531 nt
Organism: Vitis vinifera (wine grape)
Lineage: Eukaryota; Viridiplantae; Streptophyta; Magnoliopsida; Vitales; Vitaceae
Product: WUSCHEL-related homeobox 7
Exons: 2
Coding region: 1-531 (176 amino acids)
Biological process (GO): plant organ development
Molecular function (GO): DNA binding; DNA-binding transcription factor activity
Source: RefSeq, a predicted model, not a curated record